This is a messenger RNA of Cladophialophora psammophila CBS 110553, 1569 nucleotides long. RefSeq lists its product as uncharacterized. The transcript is spliced from 2 exons. Bases 1 to 1569 code for a protein of 522 amino acids. Lineage: Eukaryota; Fungi; Ascomycota; Eurotiomycetes; Chaetothyriales; Herpotrichiellaceae. Gene Ontology annotation, cellular component: RNA polymerase II, holoenzyme. Gene Ontology annotation, biological process: mRNA 3'-end processing. The record is from RefSeq and is a predicted model, not a curated record. Gene Ontology annotation, molecular function: RNA polymerase II C-terminal domain binding.
AUGUCGUACACCGACGAAGCUCUCAAGGCCAAGCUCUCGACCCUCAACGAGACGCAAGAUAGUAUCGUCUCGGUUUCACAAUGGAUCAUGUUCCAUAAGAGACAUGCGGAUCGCAUCGCAAACUACUGGCUCACCCGUCUCCGCGAUUCACCGCCAGCAAAACGCCUUAACUUCAUCUACUUGGUGAACGACAUCGUCCAAAAUGCCCGAGCACGGAAGCGCACCGAAUUCCCGGACGCGUUUUCUCCCUUGAUGGCCGAGGCCAUCCAGACCGCCUAUCGCUCCUCGCCACCCGAGAUCCAAAGCAAAAUCCGGCGAGUUGUCGAUGUAUGGCGAACGCGGAAUGUUUUUGAGGUUCCGAUCUUGGAUGCCAUCGAUGCGCGAAUUGACGAGAUCGACAAGUCGAAGGGAUCGGGAGGGAAGAAGACCCUCAUGGGAAACUCACUGUUCGGUUCCUCUUCAUCCUCAGGCGCAAUGCCAAAGGAACUGGAGACCCUAGCGCCGUUACAGAUCGCCGUGACCAAGGAAACCAUUUCCGCUAGACCUGCCAUCGACAACGCACAGAACGAGUACGCCAAACUCAACGAUCCGGAAGCGGUGUUGCCUAGUCCGCCCGUCCACGCCGCGCGACUGUCGAGCCUGAUCAAAUCCCUUGCUGCGGCUGAAUCGUCCGUGUCAGCCAGUAUCAAGGCUAGAAAGGCUCUAAUUGCGGAUCUUGAGCGGAUCUUGGAGAUUAACAAGACAGCGCUGGCGAAGGAGGAAGAGACGUACUUGACGCUGGAGAGUCGGAGGGCUAGCACCGAAGCAAAGAAGCGAGAGGUCGAAGAUGCCAUUAUUCGUGGUCUGUCGUCCGCUGAGACAGCUUCCUCAUCCGAACAUUCCGGUGUCACUAACCCCGGAGGUGUUUCGAGCGGCGGCGACAUCCUAGGCAACGACAUCGGCGCAAACAACGUCAGUAGUGAAACAUCAGCUAGCCAUUUCCUCGCCGAACGUCCUGAGAUCGAAGAACUUACCGAUGACGAGGGCGACUUUGUGACCGGAGGCAUGUUCGAUCAACCCCAAUCCAACAACGCACAGUGGGAUCAAUCAGCUCCCGCCCCCGUUGCCACUGCAUCCCCGGGCCUGGCGAGCUUUCGACCUAACAACCCCGCUGUCGCAGCAGCCCUGGCAGACUUCUCUAGCAUUGGUGCAACACCAACACCAGACUAUACGGCAUUUCUACCCAGCAGCACCUCCAGCGCGGGUGGCCAUACAAACGCACCUGCAAUGCCUCGUGUCCGCUCUGCGAGUGGAGGACAAGGUGUCAAUGGUUUCGGCGCCAAGAGACGGAAGAUAUCUCACGGUGAAGACGAGCAGGUUCCUGAUCUAGGCGAGAUGGGCAUGGAAGGGUUCGGCCAAGCACAGAGCCAAAGUCGAGAUCAAGGUCGAGAUCAAGGCCCCGGAGUGGUGGGAGGACACGAGGCAAAUCUUCGGGGCGACGACCUCUUGAAGAAUCUAGACGAGGACGUGGAUGAACUGUUGCGGCAGGAGGCUGCUAGAGGCAGUGAAAACGAAGUGCCAGGGAUCUAG